Cylas formicarius (sweet potato weevil) is the source of this 1732-nucleotide messenger RNA. It is a transcript of the gene ort, whose product is annotated as glycine receptor subunit alpha-2. Gene Ontology annotation, biological process: chloride transmembrane transport; nervous system process; regulation of membrane potential. NCBI's taxonomy places the organism in Eukaryota, Metazoa, Arthropoda, Insecta, Coleoptera, Brentidae. The coding region runs from base 1 to 1242 and encodes 413 amino acids. The transcript is spliced from 8 exons. Gene Ontology annotation, cellular component: membrane; neuron projection; synapse. Gene Ontology annotation, molecular function: neurotransmitter receptor activity; extracellular ligand-gated monoatomic ion channel activity; chloride channel activity. The record is from RefSeq and is a predicted model, not a curated record.
AUGGGGGGUCUUUCGAGUUCUGGGGAUUCCGAUCGGAACCCGGACGAUGAAGAAAUCGUCUCCCAAUUUUCGCGUCUACCCGAGGUUAUUUUCAGUACCGGCCUGACUAUCAGAGACAUCUUACCCGAAGAUCCCAGUAAAUAUGACAAAAUGAGACCGCCCAAGAAAGACGGUCAACCGACCAAAGUCUUUUUCCACGUCACCGUCAUGGGGUUGGACAGCAUCGACGAAAACUCGAUGACAUACGCUGCUGAUAUAUUCUUCGCACAGACGUGGAAAGACCACAGACUUAGGUUGCCGGAGAAUAUGACCACCGAAUACCGUUUGCUCGAGGUCGAUUGGUUGAAAAACAUGUGGCGACCCGAUUCUUUCUUCAAAAACGCCAAAUCUGUCACGUUUCAAACGAUGACGAUACCGAACCAUUACAUGUGGCUGUACAAGGACAAGACCAUAUUGUACAUGGUUAAGCUUACACUCAGGCUGUCAUGCGCAAUGAAUUUCAUGAUAUACCCCCACGAUACGCAAGAGUGCAAGUUGCAGAUGGAAAGUCUAUCUCAUACUACGGACGACAUGAUUUUCCAAUGGGACCCCGACGUCCCAUUGGUUGUCGACGAAAACAUCGAACUGCCCCAACUGGCACUGGUACAGAACCAUACAGCAGACUGCACUCAAGUGUACUCUACGGGUAAUUUCACGUGCCUGGAAGUCGUCUUCCAGCUGAAAAGGCGCCUUGGAUACUAUCUCUUUCACACCUACAUACCCACGUGUCUUAUUGUAAUCAUGUCGUGGAUCUCGUUUUGGAUAAAACCGGAGGCGGCGCCAGCCAGGGUCACCUUGGGCGUCACCUCACUGCUUACACUGUCCACGCAACACGCGAAGAGCCAAGCGGCCCUGCCGCCCGUUUCUUACCUGAAGGCGGUCGACGCUUUCAUGUCCGCUUGCACUGUGUUUGUUUUUAUGGCACUGAUGGAAUACUGCCUCGUCAACAUAGUCCUGGGCGAUUCGGAUCUGCCCAAACCUCCACAGCCGCCGAAACAAAAAAGUGACUCGAUUUUUGAGAUGCCGCCUAAGGAAAACGCACUGCUUUUGUCGGGGCCCCCCCGUCCAAUUCCUACGGUAACACCGGCCCAGAAGGCGCGAAACAGGGCGAUUAAUAUAGACAGAUUCUCGAGGAUAUUUUUCCCGUUGUUAUUCACCAUGCUAAAUAUGACUUACUGGAUCAUGUUCGCGGAAUACAUUUGAACCAUCUCUGGUAGGGUCUGGUCUGGUCCGUAUAGUCGCCGUUCGAAUUUAUCCCUUCCGAUUUUUUUUGCACCACCUAGCCUUUUAAAUUAGAAAAAAAAUGUCAUAGGCGAUAAAGUUAUACAAUUUUAAUAUUUUAUUGUCGCGCGUAAUUGCUAUCGUUGAAUAAAUUCGAUGUUAUAAAUAUGAUUUGCUUUUUAUUUAUUGCUUGCAUCUCCGUAUUUGCAUCCUCUCGAAACUGUAAUUAUAUUUAGGAAUCACCUUUCGGAGAACCUCGUUAAUUAAGCGUUCGGCGCCGUCAUUAACGAGCACAUAAAGACGGUGGUUAAUAAAUUAUCGCCAGGGUCGCCAUAAAAAUUUCGUUCUCGUAAUAAUAGGCUAGAUUUCAUAGUGGAAAAAAUAAAUAUCGUAUUUAGUAUUAAUAUAAUAUUAUUAAAAUGUGAUCUUUAAUAAACAGAACAAGACUGAAUAGAUAACUAUUUAGAUUUUA